Messenger RNA from Fusarium mangiferae, 3090 nucleotides. RefSeq lists its product as uncharacterized. Lineage: Eukaryota; Fungi; Ascomycota; Sordariomycetes; Hypocreales; Nectriaceae. Gene Ontology annotation, biological process: mRNA catabolic process. The coding region runs from base 1 to 3090 and encodes 1029 amino acids. The record is from RefSeq and is a predicted model, not a curated record. Gene Ontology annotation, molecular function: 3'-5'-RNA exonuclease activity; RNA binding. Gene Ontology annotation, cellular component: P-body; exosome (RNase complex). The transcript has 2 exons.
AUGCUGCGGUCCGCAGGUCGUCCGUAUGUUUGCUGCAGAUGUCUUCCUAACUGCCCUAAUGGAUUGCGAUCUUCUUUUUCUACGCCUUUGCAGUCCUUGAGUGGACGUUAUAGCUACGCUACCUCAACCAAAAACCGCCCUCGGGGUGCCUUUGGAAAGACGAACAUUCCCACAUCUCUUCCCAAAACUUCUCCUGAAGUAGACAAGAGGCCAAUUCGGCAAAGAUUGCAAGAAUGGGUUGCUAUCAACGACCCUGACAGGGAGGUAACCCCAAUUGUGCCGGAUCUUACAUUCUGGAACACUGUUACCAAUAGUAACACGCGUCCUCAAUCUACUGGCUCAUCGGAAUUGGAUAAUUUCAAGUCUGAUCCAGUGAGUAUGGUGAGCACAGAUGAGAGCUACAGUAAGGAGGAUGCUGAAGUUGCCAUUGUUGGGCACAAGUCCCAUGCUCCAGGCGAUCUUGUUGAAAUGAAGCAGCCUGGCUCCCGGACACCCUUAUUUGCUAUAUACUUGGGGUUCUUUGGUCAACGGUAUCACUUUUAUACCAAUACUGGAAGAUGGGUGAUCAGCAUGGGUUUCUCGGCGCUCUUCUCCGUGUCUAAGUUCGCCGCCGCCAAGGAGCUGCAGCCGAUUCUUUCUCUGAUCCCUCUUAAUGCCACGGCGGAUGAGUACGAAGAAUUGCGAAAACGAGACCAGGGCCCCGGGCGAGACGCCGGUGCUCGUCUGAUCAACAAAAUGAAGACAUUCAUGUUGGAAGCGGACGAGGCCUUCCAGACAAGUCUUAACAAUUUAGACAGGGCAAGAUCACUGGUCUCAGAUGGGAAAAAGACCAAAUACUUGAGUCUGUUCGAGCUUGCCGACUUGUUGUUACCCAACUCACUAAAAAGGGGCCCACAGUUUCCUCCUGCUGCUUUGUACGCAGUUCACACAGCGCUCUUACGAAACGACUUCAUCUUUAGGCCAUUAAGCCCUUCGACUGACUGCCAUCGGAAGGAUCAUCUUUUCGAGAUUUUCCCGUAUCAGGAUUUCAUGAUGAUAAAUCGAGUGACUCUCAUGAUCCGCGAGUAUAUUCACCUAAUGGCAAAGACGUCAGGAAAUAUGACGUCUUCUGAUAUGUCGGAAACGGCAUUUGGUACUUUCAUUCUCAAGGCAAGACAAAUUGUUCUUGCUAACAGAGAGAAGCGUUCGUGGACACCUUACGGAAUCCUCGCUCCGACUAAAGGGGUCACUCUUGAAAACGGUGAAUGGUCCAGGAAGCACAUGGAGUUCAUACGCUUUCUUGAGUGGUGGGCAAGCUACGACUUGUUCGAAGAUUCCUCACACUUCCACGCUGAUGGUUCUCUCAUUCUGCGAGCUCUGGGCCUAUACGAAGGUGCCGAUCUGAAUCAAUCUUGUGCAUGGACGUUCCUACAAGAGCUGGGGAUAAUCCCGCCAUGGGAAAUACCGUCCCGGUAUAAAGUCCGUUUCCCUGAAGUCAAGAUACGGAGUGGAGGCGGCCUCAUUCGAGAGACUCCAGUUAGUGUCGAGGACUCAACUCGACCAGACGUGGCGAAGGAUGCCAGACGAGACUGGGCCGACGCCCCUGUCUUCUGCAUUGAUGCCCCUUCUACAAGACUCAUUGACGAUGGUAUCUCUUUGGAAAGAACAGACAGACCUGACGAAUUCUGGAUUCACGUGCAUACAGCCGAUCCAGCAUCCGGUAUUCGACCCAACUCUGAGCUGGGCAGGUUCCUCGAGCUGAUACCUGAGAAUAUCUACCUUCCUGGCCACUUUCAAGCCAUGCUUCCAGAUGAUCUGGGUCUGGACAAUUCAGGAGAUUACAAGUCGGGCAGUUUGGUUGAACAAUACUCGCUUGCCGAUGGUCGACCAGCUCUGACCUUCAGUGCCAGGCUUAACGAGAACGGAGACCUGCUGGACUACAAGAUCGAGCCAGGUACUUUGCGCAAUGUCAAGUACCUGGAUCCAAGAGAUGUUGCUGAGUUUUGUAACGAACCUCCACCCCCUCCAGUAUCUGACCAGACUCUUGUUGUUGGCGAGCCACCUAGCAAGUUGGACGUGGCACCAAACCGCCCCUUGAUGUCAGCUAAGGAGUUGGAUAGCAGGAGCAAGGAGGACCUUUUGAUCCUUUACAGUCUGUCUCAGGCUCUCAGGAAAAGGCGCCUCGAGAAGGGGGCAUGGCCUGUUUUCUUGCCAGGCGCUUCCGUUACUGUGGCUUUCGAAGAUGUCCCUAUGGAGCAAACAGAAGGAACUAAGGCCCUGCCAGCUGACCCCUACAUCAAGGUCGGCUACGAUGCAUUCAACGGUGCCUCUGUGGUGAGUAACACAAUGGUGCUUGCCGGUGAGAUUGCUGCUCGAUGGAGCUCUGACCGAAAAAUCCCACUACCAUACCGACGAGACGCCCAUUCGCAGACGAAUAAGACUAAACUUCUCGAAUACGCCACGAAAGAGCUCUACCCUCUGCUCGAGAAGGGCAUCGCUCCAUCAGGAGCGCAACGCCAGGAGUUGACACGCUUGACUGGUGGGAUCGAGAUGUCGACAGAACCCGGCCCUUAUUUCAUGCUCGGUCUGGACAUGUAUACCAAAGCCACUUCUCCUCUUCGCCGCUUCUCUGACCUCAUUGUCCACUGGCAAAUUCACGCAGCAUUGGCACAUGAGCGGCAGGUGAACCGCAGGCUAGACCCCAAGACUGAUGAUCUGAAUGACAUAUUGCCGUUCACGGAGGAGACACUCCCCAACACGCUCUCACUGUUGCGUAUGCGCGAGAGAAUGGCCCGGACUGUGUCUCGCGGCACCCAGGAGUGGAUGCUCAUGGCGGUUGUGCGGGCCUGGCAGUUUGAAGGGACAGCACCGAAGCGCAUGAGUUUCACAGUUGAUGCUCGUUGGAAGCAAGGCGUGUCCGGUCGGGUAGACCUAUUCGAUAUGCCGGCCCUCUUAUCCACCGACGGUAUCGAUGGCCUCGUGCUCAUCAAGGAUAUCAAGGUGGGCGAUAAGUUCGAGGUUGAGCUGGCAAAUGUCAACGUUCAUGCUCGCAGCAUGUUUGUCAAAGCGCUCAAGUACUAUCCAAACACCCGGGCAGAACUACAUACAUGA